Molecule: messenger RNA, 1026 nt
Organism: Didymodactylos carnosus
Lineage: Eukaryota; Metazoa; Rotifera; Eurotatoria; Philodinida; Philodinidae
Source: the annotation of a GenBank genome assembly
AACUAUCAUGUCUAAAACUUGAGUAUUUAUUCAUAUAAACUUCGUAAAAGAAUUUUAACUGAAACUAAUGUUGAAACUAGCGAGUCAGAAUGAUUAUAAACAACCGGUGAAUAUCGCUAGUAUUUUCGUACUCCAGGGCCGUCUAUUCCUACCUGAAUAUUUGAGGCAUUUUGUACCACCUCGAAGGUUCAUCCACUCAGUAUACCACCUAAAAAAUUACUUUCUACAGGAAAAAGCGUACCACCUUACGUUUGUUUCAGGCAUUGCGUCUCAAACGUCCUACAAGAUAGACACCCCUGUCUUACUCAUGUUUUCUACUUGUGUUACAGGCAAAGUAUUUGUUGUUUCUCAUAUUAUUCUCGUGUGUCUGACAUAUCUCUAAGAACACAAAGAAAUUUCAUACUUGUCUUAUACCCAAUAUGUCCUAAAGAGAGGAAAAGAUGGUAAAACCCUAAGAACGUUAAGAGAAACCGUGUAUACUAUGUUUACCUUAUGAAGUUAAUGACCACUACUUUUAUUUAGAUGUCAAGCAAAUUAUCAGCUUCAGAUGAUCAGAGUCUUGCCACAACUUAUGAAAAGUACUACCGAAAUAAAAUUGUAUCGGCAUUACUUGACAUGUGCCAUGUUCGAACGAUGUUGUAUGCUUAUGCUAAGCAAAUCUAUGGUAGUGAAAAGCAAACUCGUUCAUUUGCGUAUGUCAGUGAUUUAGUUGAUGGUUUAAUAAAGUUAAUGAAUAGGAAUUAUUCGAGUCCGAUGAACAUUGAUAAUCCAGAUGAAUAUACAAUCGAACAAUUUGCAUUAAUUAUCAAAGAUCUUGUUGGUGCAAACAGUACUCUUGUUUAUAAAGAGGCUUGCACAGAUGAUCCAAAACAAAGAAGACCUGAUAUUACGUUAGCUAAAACAAUAUUAAACUGGCAGCCAACAGUCAAGCUUAAUGAAGGUCUUAACAAAACGAUUGCUUAUUUUCGAAAUGAAUUACUUGUUAAACGUCAUAGCGAACGAAAUGUUUAUUUUCCAACUGAAUGA